UGUUAUCAAAGACUCUCACCAUUGGGGGCGCUACAACACCAGCUGUUCUUGCGCGGCUGGGACUUUGGAUUUUCGUUAUCGGAGCCAUCAUUCACAAUGGGUACGCUCUCAAGGAUGGCGACUGCUUGCGCUCGGACUCGGCCUCGUACUUCCAGCUCUCACCCGGGGGCUACGACCCGACCCAAAGGCAUGGACGGCGCCCGCUGCCAGAACCUGUGCGCCUCCAUAUCGGCGCCCUACUCGGGCAUCCAGUCCAACCGCUACUGUCUCUGCUCCGACGACCCAUUCGCGGAGCGACUGACGGCCACCAAGAAGGACGUGUGCGACAAGGGCGAGCAGCUGUCGACACGCUUCUUCCACUCGGACCUCUUCUCGCCCGUCGAGGGACUCCGUGUGAUGCCCUCCUCGUCGGUGGUGAACGUCGGCGAGGAAGUCACUCUGCACCUGGCUGUCAAGUCCGGUCGCAAUGCCACCGUGCUCUUCAACUUCGGCGACGGACUUCCCGGAACGCAGGGUACGCUGAAUACCGAACCCCGCUACAUCUACUGGAGACCCGGCACCUACAAGAUCGUCGCGCUCGCCACUCCCGUCGGUGCCUCGGACCUGUACACGGUUCGAGCAGAGGCCAUGGUGGUGGUGACCACAGCUCCCGACGAGGACUCGGUGCACUGGAACUGCCCCGCGCUGGUGGAGCCUGGGGCCGGUUUUACCUGCCACCUGAGUGUGAGCGCGGGCGCUGACAUGACCGCUGAAGUAGACCCAGGUGAUGGUUCACGACGACAGGUCAUGAAACUGCCCGACGUGGUGCCCAUAUUGAUGGGAGAGCCAGUGCCCCAGUUCCAGACGGAGGAGGUUGUGGCGGACGAGGACGACUCUGCCGACUCCGGCGUGCUGCCGAUGGCACGAACCGUGCACUCGGGUCAGAUUGACGUCAUCCACGGAUAUGGAAGCGUCCCUGGAAAGAUGGACAUACUUCUCCUGCGUCCCACAUGUCAGGGUUGCACCUUCCUGGGCAACAACGUCACCUGCCACGAGGGGGCCUCACUAUGCUCGCAGGAAGCCAACUGUCUGCGCAACGACCAGUGUCCCAAGAACCAGGUCUACUCGAUCUACAAGAUGGUCGAAACCAUCUCCAUCAUGGUCAACAAGGGCUACUUCGUGCACCGCCUAUCCAGCCCGGUGCCCAUAGUCGCCGGAGACAUCCUGGGCUUCACAACUUCGGGCGGCCGCUUGGCAUACCGAGCCACCCACAGUGGCGAGCCCUCUGACUUGGUCAAGCGGAAUCAGCUUAAAGGACAGGCCGUCCGCACCGACGACCUGCUGGAGAUGGGACGGCGAUACUUGGUCGGCGCUCUGCUUUCCUCCGCCGUGAACCUCACCUACGACUACCUCUACGUGGAGCCCGGCGCGUACGAGUUCAGGAUCAGCCUGCAAAACAGGCACCACGACACGACCGUACGCAAGAUGGCCGACGUGAGCAGUCAAGAAAAACUGACCAGCUUCCGUCUCGAGGUGUCCCGCAACCAAGUGCCGACGGGGACCGAAGUCGAGAUUACUGCACGCAUGUUUGGUGGGAGUGACGUCACAAUGGUGUGGAACUUCGGCGAUGGUCAAACCACGAAGGAAGUUGUCAAAAGCGUCCUAGCAGGACAGCGUUUCCUGAAGAAGCACAUCUUCAAGGACCCCGGCACGUACGUGGUGCAGGUGAAUUCGUCCAACCUGCACGGGAACUUCAUCGCCCGCCGAAGUAUCUCUGUCCAGAGACCCGUCACCGAGGCCUGGGAGCUCUUCACCAACUCUCCGGUCAUCCUACCGGAGGCCAUCUACCUGACCCUGACCUACCCCAAAACGGAGAAGCUGCCCACAGACGCCGUGGCGCGAAUAGCGUUCGGCGACCGGCAGAAGACCAAGUGGAAAGUGCCCAGCGAGUCCGCCGAGAAAGUGUCGCAGAAGUUCAGCCACGUCUACCUCCGGCCUGGCUACUACAAUGUCGCCGUCAACAUCUCCAACCUGAUAUCGCACUACGUUCUCACUACCAGG
Molecule: messenger RNA, 2040 nt
Organism: Rhipicephalus sanguineus (brown dog tick)
Lineage: Eukaryota; Metazoa; Arthropoda; Arachnida; Ixodida; Ixodidae
Source: RefSeq, a predicted model, not a curated record